This is a messenger RNA of Eucalyptus grandis, 1998 nucleotides long. Its product is annotated as putative calcium-transporting ATPase 13, plasma membrane-type. Gene Ontology annotation, cellular component: intracellular membrane-bounded organelle; membrane. NCBI's taxonomy places the organism in Eukaryota, Viridiplantae, Streptophyta, Magnoliopsida, Myrtales, Myrtaceae. Bases 1 to 1998 code for a protein of 665 amino acids. Gene Ontology annotation, molecular function: P-type calcium transporter activity; ATP binding; ATP hydrolysis activity. The transcript has a single exon. The record is from RefSeq and is a predicted model, not a curated record.
AUGAAGAGAGUUGCCCAGAGACCAAGAGGGAUGUUAAACACGUUGACUUCAUUUACUUUGCUACUAGCUGGAAUUGCUGAAGGAGUACCAUUAGCAGUUACUAUUGCCGUCACUUGCUGGAACAAGAGGAUGCUAGGUGAAAAGACCUUUGCUCCAGAACCAUCGAUUACUCUCACCAUGGCUUCAGUCACCAUUGUCUGCACUGACAAAACAGGGGCACUGCCAUUGGCCCCACAAGAAGUUGAAAGGUGCUGGAUUGGUAAAGAAGUUAUCAGUGAAGAUUCCAAGGUAUCCAAUCAUGUUCUGGAAGCAUUUUGUGACGGAAUUGGCAUACUAUCGUUAUUUCCAGAGAACAGCCAAACCCCAAUGGAUAACUCAAUCCUUGCUUGGGCUGCAGAGAAAUGGGACUUGAAAACGGAAAUCUGGAAGCAACUUCACAGUUUCAUUGAGUUCAAACAGUCAACUCACAAUGAGAACAUAGUUGUAGCAUUGGUUGGAAAGGAUGGAGGUAACUGGCCAAGGUUCUUGCACUACAAGGGUCCUGCAACGCCAAUAUUAGACCUGUGUUCACAAUUUUAUGACAUUGAAGGGAUAACAAGGCCCAUGGAUAUAAGUGAAAGGAUGAUUUUUGGAGACAUUGUUGGGCAAAUGCUGUCAGAAGGUUUUGAACCCAUCACAUUUGCUUGUAAGCAAGUUGAUGAAUCCAGGUCUGAUGAAGGCAAUCUAACAAUGGUGGCACUGUUGGGGCUAAAGAAGACUGGCUGGGAGGAUACAAAGGAGGUGAUAGAAGAAUGUGGAGAAGCUGGAAUUAAAGUAGUAGUAGCGUCAAGUGAGGAGGUCUUGAAGCUACAGAGCAUUGCUACAGGGUUUGGAGUCACACGGCCUGGUUCAGAUGCACUAGUCAUAACAGGCGAAGAAUUUCGAAAUAGCUCUGAUGAAGAGAGGAUGGACAUGGCAGCCAGAAUUUCUGUGAUGGGGAACUCCCUCCCGUCCGAUCGGCUUCUUCUGGUGAGUUGCUUGAAAGAUCAAGGACACACAGUUGCAGUGGUUGGAAACAGAACAAAUGACAUUCCGAUGCUAAUAGCUGCCGAUGUGGGAAUCACAUUUGCUACUUGGAGCACUGACAUUGCAAGAAAGAGCACUGACAUCGUCAUCACAGAAGGCAAUUUCAAAUCCAUCUUGGCCAUAAUGAAGUCCGGAAGAUGCAUAUACAGCAAUAUGCAGAAGUACAUUCAAUUUCAGCUGACUAUGACCUUAGCCGGGCUGUUGAUACCCUUAAUCACAAAUGCCUCUUAUGGAAGUUCACCUAUAACCACGAUUCAGUUCCAAUGGGCAAUCUCAGUUUUGACUCUUCUAGGUGGUUUGGCUCUUUUGAUGGAGCCGCCCUGUGAGAUGCUCAUGAAGAAAUUCACACCGGGACGAGAAGGACAACUCAUUACCAAGGCCAUGUGGGUGAAUAUUUUCAUGCAAACAGCUUACCAGGUGUCUCUGUUGGCAACCAUGCAGUCUAAAGGGCCUACCAUUCUCGGGCUUAAGGAGAAGGUAAUUGAGACUCUGAUAUUCAACAGCUUUUUUGUAUGCCAGGUAUUCAACAAAUUCAAUGCACGAGAGCCCGAAAAGAUGAAUAUCUUCAGAGGGGUCUAUCGCAGCAAAUGGUUUUGGGUGGGUACAGUUACCGCCUUCUUGUUGCAGUUGGCAUUUCUCGAGAUGGCACAUAUCAUUGCAAAAGAUUCAAGAUUGAAAUACGCAGAAUGGGGAAUGUGUCUGUUCCUUGGGGUUGUCUCAUGGUGCAUUGACUUAGCUGGAAAGUGCAUACUCCGCGUAAUGAAAAAGUGGGUGACAAAGCCACCGGGUGCAGUUGUGCAAGACAACGGAAACCUAACCUCAGCCGUCCCAGAACCCGCUUGCAAUCUCAAGCUUCUUCCGCUCAUGCAGAAGUUGAAGGCCGUAUACAUCCGAGUUAAAACUAUCUUCACAAAGGAUGGAGAAGCUGAUUGA